This is a messenger RNA of Ceraceosorus guamensis, 1327 nucleotides long. RefSeq lists its product as hypothetical. Bases 477 to 986 code for a protein of 169 amino acids. The record is from RefSeq and is a predicted model, not a curated record. The transcript is spliced from 3 exons. NCBI's taxonomy places the organism in Eukaryota, Fungi, Basidiomycota, Exobasidiomycetes, Ceraceosorales, Ceraceosoraceae.
GGGAGAUGUAGAGCCGAGCGACCUUUUCUCCGCAUUCAUUGAAUGCUCUCUCGCAUGUGACGCUUCCGCCGCCGCCAUGCACAACCACCAAGCCUCGCCUUCCCUUGCGCUCUCACGCUCAAAGUCUUUUGAGCUUGAGCCGGUUCACAGCCAAACGUCUUCUCGUGCUCCUCUUUCCCCAUCAUCCCCGCCUCUCCCACCACCCCUUGCCUCCCUUCAUUAGCCCGUCUCCUUUCAUUUCGAGCAUUUCUUCCCUCCCUUCCCCAUCUUCGCUCGCUGCUCGCCCAUCUCAACCACUGCCACCACUCACCACCUUGUCUCGCGAGCCAUAGCAGCGCGGACGCCACCGACAAAGGCAAUCACCGCGAGACACAUUGCCAUCUCGUCUCUACAGACGCGCGUUGAGCACACCAGCGCGGAUCGUGUCCACUCUCAUCCCACACACCUCCUCUCCCACGACCCGUUCGUUCGUCGCCAUGUGGGCCAAGGUCUUUUUCGUUCUUGCUGGCGUGACUGCCGCUGCUGCCCAAGUCACCCCAUCGGUUUCUAUUGAUCCGCUCAGCGGCAGCUCUUUCGCUACCAAUCCCGUGACGCUGCCCGCCACCUUCACGCCCGUGACCACAUUCGAGUCGGCCGGCUCUCGCACUCCCACUACCAUCAGCGGGAUCGGACCGAGCCCCACCUCAGCGCCAUACACUUUCGUCUACUCUGCACCUGUUAGCAGCUUGACAGGCACAGGCCUCAGCAACCUCUUCUCAAGCCUCGCCGCCAACGGACAGCCCACGCAAUUCACCGCUGCCUUUCAGCCAGAUCCUUCAAAUCUCCAGAUUGUCGGUGGAUCCGGGAACCCCUCUGGAUCUGGGAACUCGUCUGGAUCCUCUUCGGGCGGACAGGAUGGUGCCUUCUCUCUCGGACCCAACUCCUACCAAGCACAAGCGAUGGCGCUCGUAGCCGGCGCGAUGCUCAUGGGGGCUGCUUUGGCAUGAUUUCCGGUCUGGGUUUGCAUCUUGAUUGGGGACCGUAGCGUCUCCCCAACACGCUACCAGCAGCAGUGGCGCGUGUCUCCCGUGCUCGAGCAGGCACCACACACACCACUCGAGCCGGGUUCUUACAUUCGUGUCGUUGGCAUUGUACGACGAAGUCUGCUUUCAUCCACGAUAGUCGGACUUUGUCAGCGACACCAUCAUCAGUCUUUUCCUUGCUCAGCCUGCGUGCCGCUGCACAUUAUGCGCGCCUUUGGUUUAAUGCUCUCACCCGCGGUCCUUCCAUACCACCCAGCUUGUUUGGUGAUCUCAGUCUCUUCAAUUCAUAUCCCAUUUUUUCACCC